Notodromas monacha is the source of this 338-nucleotide messenger RNA. NCBI's taxonomy places the organism in Eukaryota, Metazoa, Arthropoda, Ostracoda, Podocopida, Cyprididae. The record is from the annotation of a GenBank genome assembly.
AGAUUUUAUUUCCGGUUCAUCGUAUCAUUUUUCUUCCCUUAAAGUGAAAAAAAUCCAGGUCUUCAAAAUGCCGAAGGACGAGUUCGAAGGGAUCGAAGUCGACAUGGAUCGCGAACAGCUGCUCAUGUUGAAGAAAUGUUUCGAUACCUUCGACCGGGAAAAGAAGGGUUACAUUUCUUCAGAAAUGGUCGGGAACAUUCUUGGAAUGAUGGGGCUUCAGUUUUCACACAAGGAACUGCGUGGCAUCAUUUCGGAAAUCGACGUUGACGGUGAGAAGGAAAAAUCAAUCAUUUCCCUUCCCCAUUUUUUUCUCCCAAAACUUGAUUUUUAAAAACAGA